Centrocercus urophasianus (Greater sage-grouse) is the source of this 1038-nucleotide messenger RNA. It is a transcript of the gene NAT9, whose product is annotated as N-acetyltransferase 9 (putative). NCBI's taxonomy places the organism in Eukaryota, Metazoa, Chordata, Aves, Galliformes, Phasianidae. Gene Ontology annotation, molecular function: N-acetyltransferase activity. The record is from RefSeq and is a predicted model, not a curated record. The coding region runs from base 110 to 835 and encodes 241 amino acids. The transcript has 7 exons. Gene Ontology annotation, biological process: protein acetylation.
CUGAGGGCAUCGCUACGAGCCGGGCUCUGUCCGUUACGAGUCCGUGCCGCCGAGCCGCUUUCCAGAGCGCUCCUCCUGCCCUGGGCCGCCCGGCGAUGGCAGCGGGGCCAUGAGGAUCAACCAGAGCACCGCGCUGCAGGGCGGGAAGGUGACGCUGGUGCCGUACGGCCCGGCACACGUGGCCCGGUACCAUGAGUGGAUGCAGUCAGAGGAGCUGCAGCGCCUGACCGCCUCAGAACCACUGAGCCUGGAGCAGGAGUACGAGAUGCAGCGCAGCUGGAGGGAUGAUGCAGACAAGUGCACCUUCAUCGUGCUGGACGCAGAGCGGUGGUCUGAGCAGGCGCGUGGGGAUGAGGAGUGCAUGGUGGGGGAUGUCAAUCUCUUCCUCACUGACACUGAGGAUCCAACUUUGGGCGAGAUUGAAAUAAUGAUUGCAGAACCCAGCUAUCGUGGCAGAGGAUUUGGCAAGGAGGCAACUCUGAUGAUGAUGUCCUAUGGAGUGACAGACCUAGGCAUCACCAAAUUUGAGGCUAAGAUUGGUCAGGAAAACGAAGCCAGCAUCUGCAUGUUCAAGAAGCUUCAUUUUAAGGAGGUUUCUGUGAACAGUGUUUUCCAAGAGGUGACACUGAGGCUGGAUGUCAGUGACCAAGAGAAACAGUGGCUCCUGGACCAGACAAAGCAUGUGAAGAAGAAAAGCUACAUUGAAGAGAAGCUGCCAGCUGGGGUGCAGGAAACUGACAGAGCCAGGUUUCAGGGAAAGCUGAGAACACUGCCUGAAGUUUGGACCUGGAGAACAGCCGCUAAUUCACAGACUGGAUUAAGAACAACUCCAUGACUUUAACAUUGGGAUCCAAUGGGAUCACCAGCAGUUGAUUCCUGGCACAACCAGUUUCUGGACAAGCAGCAACCCGUGUUCCCACUUCCUCUGCUCUCAGAGCAAGAUUUGUCACUGUUGCAGAGGAAGCCUGAGUGCUCAGGUAGCUCCAUCUGUCCUCUAUUAAAUAGUGAUUAAAAAAUAAAAAUCUCAGGUGCCUCUGG